AUGGCCAGACGCAGGCGCAACAAGUUCCUCGACGACGACGAUCCGGACUCGUCCGACGCCUCAGCAUCAGCAUCCGACGCGGAACACGGCGACCCCUCCUCGUCGGCCGACCCCUUCUCGCGCAAGCGCAAACGCAACUUUACAAAGGACGACGCAAUCUACGGCGUAUUCGCAGACACCGACCAACAAAACGAGGCACAAGGAGGCGCAGGAAGGUCCGUCAGGGCCACAGACCGGCGCGGCAGGAAAAUCGACUAUCGCUCCGGCCAGGCUUUCGUCAAGAGCACCGGCGCCCCCUUGCAACCCAGCACAGCCAGCCAGUCCCACUCUUCCAGCGACGACGACGACGACGACGACGACGAUGACCAACAAGACGAUGCACACGGGCACAUACACGACGACGACGACGACGACGAUGACUCCCUCUCCGAGUCGGAGCGCAUCGCUCGCCAGCCCGCACCAGACGACGAGCACCUCGCCGGCCGCCCCCUCUUUGCAGGCAUAGGCUCGCGAGCCGCCCCAACCCAGAUCGACGCCCUCGCAAAGCAAGAGAAGCGAUCCGGACAGUUCCAGCCUGCCUCCUUUGCCUCGUCCCGCCCAGGCAUAGGCUCGAGCCACGCUCACCGCACCCCAUCGUCCACCUCGACCCCCGGACUCGGAUCGAGGGCAGGCAUCGGCAGCGCACCAGCAUCCACCCCAGCCGACCCUCCCACUCCAUCGGCAGCCAGCACGCCACGGGCAGGCAUUGGCGCAUACCCCAGCUUUGUCUCGGCCGCAUCAGCCACCGCCGCCAACACAACUCAGCCACAGCAGCCCGCGCUCUCCACCAAUGACGGCGCAAAGCAGGCUUACCCCACCUUUGCCCCUUCCACCAUGGCCGACGCCGGGGUGCCCACCGACUUUGCCUCGGCACGCCCCUCACCCCCUGUACCGCCCUCCAAGGCGUUCCAGAAAAAGGACAAGCCUUCGUUCCUCCCCUCAUCCAGCGGCCGCACCACCCCAGCCACCACCAUCAAGUUUGGCGCGGGCGCUGGCGGCAAGUUUGACCCUUCGGCCUACCUCGCCAAGAUGGGCUGGACCGGCGGUGGUCUGGGCAAGCAGGGCGAGGGCAUCGUCAACCCCAUCGAGGUGCAGCUGCGCCCGGAGAGGGCCGGCAUCGCCUUUGGCGGCCGCAAGGAAAAGACCAAGCAGGCAAAGGAGGAGGCGCGCCGCCGCGGCGAAGCCGUCUCGAGCGACGAAGAGGACCGCAAGGCGCGCAGGCACCACCAGAGGCGCCAGGAGCGCGACAAGAACAAGCGCGACAAGUCGUCGGCGGGCCCGGGACCGGCCGACCAGGCGUGGACAAAGGCGGAAAGGAAGCCGCGCAAGCCAAAGGUCGAGCACCGCACCUACGAGCAGAUCAUCGAAGAGGCCGGCGGCAUCCCCUCGACCGACCCCGCCGUCGGGCAGGUGUUUGACGCAUCGGGCCGCGAGGUGGCGUCGCUCUCGGCCGCGCUGGCCAAUCAGGGCAUCCCGACGGCCGACACGUCCAAGCUGCCGGAGCUGCGCCACAACCUGCGCCUCAUCUGCGACAACAACCUACAGGCGCUCACGGUGCUCGCAAAGGAGGGCGCCAACAUCCACGAGCGGCGCAAGUGGCUCAGGCGCGAGGCCGACGAGUCGACGCGGCGCCGCGACCGCGAACGCCUCGAGGUGCAGCGCCUCUCGUCGAUCCUCGCCAUUGUCCGCGAGCUCGAGGCGCUCGGCGCCCGCCACGUUUCCGAGGGCGACGAUCUCGACGUGUUUUCGCCGUGCAUCCAGCGCCUCGUCAAGGGCUUCGCCGGCGACGUCGAGCGCGAUGGUCUCGACGAGGCCGUCGUCGGCGCCCCGCUCAAACAGCCCGAAUACACUGCCACGCACCUCGUCGGCUGGAGGGUGGCACUGCGCAUCCGCGAUCCGUCCGAGCCCGAGUCGGCGCUGGACCGCUACGGGGCGCCCGUGCAGUCGCGGCCGACGUCGACCAAGGCCACUUCGGCAAGGGCCGGGGCGGCCGGGGCGGCGGCGGCGGCGGUCAUGACGCCGUACGAGUCGCUGCUGUGGAACGUGUGGAUGCCCAGGAUCCGCGGCGCGCUCAACAACGAGUGGAAGCCGGACCGUGCGGCGCCGGCGGUGCAGCUGGUCGAGAGCUGGCGGCCGAUCCUGCCGCGGUUCGUGCUGGACAAUAUCGUCGAGCAGCUGCUGCUGCCCAAGCUCGAGGCGGCGGUGCGCGACUGGGAGCCGCGGCGGUCCAAGGUGGGGCUGGACCACAUCCUGUUUCCGUGGCUGCCGCUGCUGGGUCCGCGGCUGGACGGCGUGCUGGCCGACGCCAAGCGGCGGGUGCGGUCGCACCUCAAGGCGUGGAAGCCGCGCGACGGCGUGCCACGCCACCUGGCGCGGUGGCGCGACGUCUACGACGGGCGCGAGUUUGAGUCGAUGCUGCUGUCGACGGUGGUGCCCAAGCUGUCUGCGUCGGUGCGGCACGAUUUCGUCGUGGACCCGGCGGCGCAGGACAUGUCGGUGCUGGAGCGCGUCGUCGAGUGGCUCGGGGACGGGCUGCUGCGUCCGUCGGUGGUGGCGCGCGUCGUCGAGGUCGAGUUCUUCCCCAAGUGGCUCGACACGCUGCACCUCUGGCUCACGCAGCGCGAUGCUAACCUCGACGAGGUGGCGGCGUGGUACUCGUUCUGGAAGGCUUGGUGGCCCGCCGAGCUGAUGGAGGAGAGGGGGAUGGUGGGUGGAUUCAAGAGGGGGUUGAAGAUGCUCGACGAAGCCGUAUCGCUCCCGGCAUCGGAACGGGGGAGGUUGGCCAAACCGGAUCUGCGUCCGACCCGCGGCACCACCUCCACCGAUGCCGAAGCGACGACCAAACAAACGACGCGCAAGAAGGGGGACGAGGAAGAGGUGACGCUUCGACAGAUCGUCGAGGAAAAAGCGGCCGAGCGCGACCUACUCGUCUUGCCGCUCAACCGGGUGGAUGCGACCAGCGGCGAGCCGAUGCUGCGCAUCAGCCGCACCGUCGAUGGCAAGAGGGGCACGUCGUUUUACAUCCACGACGAUGUCGUCUUUGUCGAGCUGCGGUCCGACGAGGCCGAUGCGGCUGGGUUUAGACCGGUCAGCGUGGACAAGCUCGUCGAGUUGGCCGAUACGCGGUAA
Molecule: messenger RNA, 3168 nt
Organism: Pseudozyma flocculosa PF-1
Lineage: Eukaryota; Fungi; Basidiomycota; Ustilaginomycetes; Ustilaginales; Ustilaginaceae
Exons: 2
Coding region: 1-3168 (1055 amino acids)
Biological process (GO): spliceosomal complex disassembly
Cellular component (GO): U2-type post-mRNA release spliceosomal complex
Molecular function (GO): nucleic acid binding
Source: RefSeq, a predicted model, not a curated record